This is a messenger RNA of Daldinia childiae, 3780 nucleotides long. RefSeq names its product putative hatpase c domain-containing protein. Lineage: Eukaryota; Fungi; Ascomycota; Sordariomycetes; Xylariales; Hypoxylaceae. The coding region runs from base 1 to 3780 and encodes 1259 amino acids. The transcript has 4 exons. The record is from RefSeq and is a predicted model, not a curated record.
AUGGAUUAUGGAAAGCUUCGAGCCGCUGCCUUACGGGACGGCGAAGAUGAGGAAGCCGUAACCGUUGAUACUCGAGCUUUAAUCGACAAGGUUUUAGCGAGAUAUUCGGGCGAGUGGACUACAUUGCGGGAGCUUAUUCAGAAUGCCGCCGACGCCCAAGCCACUACUGUCAAGAUAAAGUGGGAAACCCUACCCUCGACUCAAGUUCCUCUACCACCUACUACAGAUCGAUCCGAGAUCCUGAAGCACGUAAUCGCAAAUCAUACCCUCAAGCGACUUGUCGUUCAGAACAAUGGCCAACCAUUUACAAAGACUGACUGGGGAAGGCUUAAGAGGAUCGCCGAGGGCAACCCCGACGAGACUAAGAUUGGCGCUUUUGGUGUAGGAUUCUAUAGUGUCUUCGCGGACUCGCUCCAGAAUAUUGAAUUCUGGAUCGAUGACUACAAAAUCCUCCAUCUGAAAAAGAAAACUAGUCCUAGCGUCGACGUUGCGCUGUCAAGAGAUGUCGAAACCACGACCAAAGAACGUCUCAUGAAGGUCCAGAGCGUUGAACGUGCGAGCGCACAGAUAGACGCAUCAUUCAUGGGCGCUAUCGGGUGGAAACCCGAAGUAGCAGCAACGGCCAAGAGCGAGGCUUACGGGUCAGGUAGCUCGGAGAUGCCGUCUUUACGGAGCUUCUUUUCUAGGCUCACCGCCAACCCUACCACAGCGAAAGCCAACAAAGUAGCGAAAGAAGAGAAACUUGCCCAAGAGGCCAUAUCUGAAGAUAUAACUACAUUGUCGUCAAGCAGUAUAUUUCUUAGGGUGACUACUGCUGCGAUCAAGACGUCCGUUACUACUAAUUUCUCGGCAGAGCUAGAGAGGGCCACCAAAAAGCCUCCACCAAAGCUAGCUAAGUUGUCAGUAUUGACUUCUUCAUAUGAUGAAACGCAAGCCUCGCAGAGUUCUACGAGCUCUACAGCUGUUUCUAAGGCUACUAAUGUAUUUGCCUCUGUACUACCGAGCAAGAAAGGCGGACGAAUCUUCAUUGGGUUUCCAACUACCCAGACGACCGGUGCUGGUAUUCAUAUUUCAGCGCCCUCCGUCAUACCUACUGUAGAACGGGAGGCUAUUGACUUAAAUGCAAGAUGGGUCAGGACAUGGAAUAUUGAAAUGCUGCGAGCUGCUGGUAUCAUGACUCGCCUUGCUUUUUCGAAUGAGAUGGCCGAAUUGCAGAUCAAAUUGCAGCGAGCUGCGGAGACAUCAAACGCCGGCAUCACAUCGAAAGAGGUCGCCAAAUAUAUGCCAGAAGCAUUACAUACGCUAAAGGCUUUCACAUUCGGAGAUUCUACGCCCAGUGGUCAUGUUUCGCAGAUAAUUGAGGAAGCAUUCUGGACAUCAUACAAAAAACCCUUCGUAGAAGUCUACAGCAGUCGAGGUGUUCUUCCUACUAACAAAGUUCGGCUUGGUUCAGAAGAACUUGCUAAAUUUGUUGAUGGAAUUCCGAAAUUUGGCGUGGUUGCGGACCCCCCUAUCUACGAAUGCAUUGAGCGGUUAUUGGCCAAACCUCCCUCAAACCACCAGGAUGCCGUCUCACUAUUUGGCUAUUUUGCUACUCGCCUAAAUGAGCUUAAUGGUAGCGCGAUUGUAAAGCUUCGAGAAGCUCUUAUCGUACCUGUAGUGCGCAGAAAAGAGUUAGCAACCUCCCGGCUGGCGACAGACAAAGAAGAUAAGGCCGGCAAUGUUGUCCACCUAAGUCCCCGUCAAUGCUAUCUAGGUAGCUCAACGAUGUAUGGAGAUAUUUUUGACUUUGUUGACUUUGGCAGCUCUGCGAAUGCAUUUCUAUCAGCGUGUGGCUCGAAGACCGAACCGACCAAGCUGGAAAUUGCCCAGCUAGCAGCAGGCGAACCUGCUAGAUUGCUUAGUGUUCUUCAAAGCUCAGAGAAAUACCUAAGCGUUUUGAAACUAUUAGCUGAAGAGACAGCAACUUUGAAAAGAGACAAGGAGCUAUGGCGGAAGAUGAAAUCUUCUCCAUUUCUCCUUGCAUUCAAAGAGAUCAGCGCACCGGCUAAAGACAAAACAUCGGAAACUGAGGAAGACGAGGCACCAAUCAGAUCGUAUCAACUUGCGACCCCGGCUAGCAUCGUUAUCUUAGACGAUUACAUUAGCUACCGCUUGUUUAAAGACCACUUGAUCUGUGCGCCAGAGGAAGACGCUUUAGAAGCCUUCUAUAUGGCUCUCGGCUCUCAAACUCUCUCCGCUAUUGUCCAGGAGGAUCUCAGAGUUGGACCGCAGAGUGAGAAACAAGACGGCGCGCUUUGGCUUCGGAAGCAUGUUCUCGAACGUUCAAAGAUCUUCAUCCACGAGUAUGCCAGAUACACGCGGGAUGCCAUCAAGCACGAUGCGAGGUGGCUUGAGAAGAAUCUGACUGUAGAAGCUGUGCGGUCCGUCUCGCUUCGCCGAUCACUUCGCGGCCAAAGUCAGUCGCACACCGAAAAGAGGUCAGCAGCGAGUUUGAAAGCUACCAACGGCUGGAUCCUUUAUGUUGCAUCCGAAUCUUCUCGUCCCGAUAUGUACCAAGUAGGACAAGCAGUAUGUCAACUUAUUCUAAAUCGGCCAAGUCAGCAAGCGUACUUUUUCUUUGAGCCGUUCCUGAAACUUGAUUUACUGGACCUGAGAGCCCGCGGAUACAAUGUUGAUCGCAUCCUCAGAGCCAAGGCUGCCGAGGCUAGAAUUGCAGAGGAAGAAAGGCGCAAGGCCUUGGAUGCUGAACAGGCCAAUAUCAGGGAACGAGAAGCAGAAUUUAGAAGAAACACUCAGGCUGCUGCUUCGAGGAGCAGGAAUAGGACGCCGCCGCCACGCAUGCCUGGCGGAUUUGGAUCUCCUGAUGACAGCGAAUCACUCUCGCCACCACCAGCCAACACGCCACAACAACAGACUAGGAGAAGUAAGGGCUUCUUCUCGAAUUUCUCUAAACGAUUUGGCUUUGAUACCUCUAGCGAGGCGGAGGAUAAUCUGAGGAACUUAAUAGAGUCAGACCCAGACCCAGAGCCAGCUAAGUUACCGCCAGCUGAGCCCUCAACAGGGUCAGGGUCCAAACCUGGCAAGAAGGACGACGGCAAGGUCACGAAUCCCGCCAUAAUCCAACAGAACCUUCUCAAUGCCAUCAUGUCUACAAGAGCCCAUGACUCUUCCCAGGUUUAUUCACCGCCAACAACUCGAGAAGUUAAGGAACAAGCUACUUAUUGCGAUGACACUAUAGGAAAGGAUCUCAAUUUCGUAGCGGACGCAUCAAACGGAAUGCGCGUAUUCGUAUCAAGGACGAUACCAAAUCUCAACCCUGCUCAGUUCCUUACGAAUAAUCACAUCUCUAUCAACUCCUUUGCGUCAAUACUAGCCGACGUUAGUGAUGUUUAUUCCAUCAACCGCUCCUCACUACACAUUUUCUACGAUGAGGAGGGAGGUACGAUUGCUUUCAAUCGUGAUGGUAGUAUCUUCUGCAAUCUACGCUUCUUCAUCCAGCUUCACGUCGAGAAUAUGUCAGGGCAAGGCAAAGCUGCCGCCUCCGUCUGGUGGUGGGUUGUAUUAGCCCACGAAUUAGCUCACAACCUUGUUCAGAUGCAUAAUGCAGACCACAGUUAUUACACCGAGUCAUUUAUCCAGCAAUACUUCCCCGUAAUGAUGGUGAAGGUAACACGACUACUGGAAAGCGAACCAGCACCUCCAGCUAACGAGCGGCCGCUCCUCCCUACACUUCCCGGACCCUCUACGGCGCCACCACCACCAUACCGAGAACACUAA